Aspergillus wentii DTO 134E9 is the source of this 1017-nucleotide messenger RNA. RefSeq lists its product as uncharacterized. Lineage: Eukaryota; Fungi; Ascomycota; Eurotiomycetes; Eurotiales; Aspergillaceae. The coding region runs from base 1 to 1017 and encodes 338 amino acids. The record is from RefSeq and is a predicted model, not a curated record. Gene Ontology annotation, biological process: translation. The transcript is spliced from 3 exons.
AUGUCAGAUCAAGAUUACGGCCACACAACCCCUGAUGAGCAGCAGGACCUUGAGUCGCUUGAUCCGGAUGGAAACCUCAUUUUAUCCGUUGAAGGCCAGAAUAUUCGACAAUUCCUUGUUUCAUCUAAGAUUCUUAGCUUAGCAUCCCCAGUGCUUGCAAAAUUAUUGGGUCCAAAUUUUCGCGAGGGAAAGCAGAUAACAGAGUCUCACUGCCCUACAUUAUCGCUUCAUGAUGAUGAUCCAGUUUGCAUGAAGAUUAUAUUUGAGAUUCUCCAUUAUCAGGGAAAUGAGGAGGAUCAAUUGAAUGCAAAGAGACUUGCUCUUAUGGCUGUCCAUUGUGACAAGUAUAACCUCAUUAAGGCUCUACGACCGUGGAUCUUCAAGUGGUUCCAUGACUGUCAACCCAUUACUACCGAUGAGGACUAUGGUUAUCUUUUACUUGCUGCACAUCUCUUCCGCGACGAGGUCCAAUUUUCCCAACUAUCUGCAAGUGCUCAGACCCAGCUUUCUCCUGAAUUUUUCAUCAAAUGGCAGAAAAUUGAUAUUUUAAAGCUCUUACCUGAUGCCACUGGGGGCGAUUUAGCGGAUCGCAUUGAGAAACUGCAGCAGGAAAUAGCGUAUGAAUUGCAGUCCAUUGAAGGCUCUUUGAGGGAUAACCGACAGGGCUAUGAAAUGCAGGGACAGGUUUGUGUGCGCUGUGGAAGAACCUACCCAAUUUCAGCGGGAAAGUGUCAUUCCUGCCGCAACAGUCAGCUCUACGUCAAACAUUGCACCACUGCCUACCGCAUAGCAGAAUAUUUUUCGGCUUUAAGGAAAUCUGAGCUCUGGCCUUCUGUACAGCCAUUUCGAAUUUGUUCUGCAGAGACCAUUGCCUUGCGUAUCUCUCGCGCAAAGGCCAACUUGGGACACAAUUGCGCCGCUGGUAAUAUAUGCCCUCUUGAAUUAGAAUUGGAUAUUGUAUUUCUCAUUGCAGGAUAUUUAAUGUUCGUGGUAUCCCCCCCCCUUUAUUUUAAGUAA